This is a messenger RNA of Lodderomyces pseudojiufengensis, 6630 nucleotides long. RefSeq names its product bifunctional carbamoylphosphate synthetase/aspartate transcarbamylase (gene URA2). Gene Ontology annotation, biological process: L-citrulline biosynthetic process; L-glutamine metabolic process; 'de novo' pyrimidine nucleobase biosynthetic process. Gene Ontology annotation, cellular component: cytosol; cytoplasm. The record is from RefSeq and is a predicted model, not a curated record. The transcript has a single exon. Bases 1 to 6630 code for a protein of 2209 amino acids. Gene Ontology annotation, molecular function: metal ion binding; ATP binding; amino acid binding. Lineage: Eukaryota; Fungi; Ascomycota; Pichiomycetes; Serinales; Debaryomycetaceae.
AUGGCUAAAGUGUCUGUUCCAAUUUCUCCACCAAUGGAUUCUACUGGUGAUAGAUUGAUGACUUUGGAGACUUAUGAUGGAGUUGCUUUACAAGGUUAUUCAUUCGGUGCUGAAAAACCUAUUGCAGGUGAAGUUGUUUUUCAAACUGGUAUGGUUGGUUAUCCAGAAUCUAUAACUGAUCCAUCUUAUGAAGGUCAAAUUUUAGUUAUAACUUAUCCAUUAGUUGGUAAUUAUGGUGUACCAGAUAGAGAUUUAAAAGAUGAUGAUUAUUUUCCUGCAUUACCAAAAUAUUUUGAAUCUUUUAAAAUUCAUAUUGCAGGUUUAGUUGUUGCUCAUUAUACUGAAGAAUAUUCUCAUUUUUUAGCUAAAUCAUCAUUAGGUCAAUGGUUAAAAGAACAAAAUAUUCCAGCUAUUUAUGGUGUUGAUACAAGAGCUUUAACUAAAAGAUUAAGAGAAAAAGGUUCAACUUUAGGUAGAUUAGCUUUACAAAAAUCAAAUUUUAAAUCAGAAGAAAUUUUAUCUGAUAAAUCUGGAAAUUGGCAAAAAUAUUUUGAUAUUCCUGAAUAUGAUGAUCCAAAUAUUAAAAAUUUAGUUGCUGAUGUAUCUAUAAAAAAACCAGUUUUAUAUUCACCAAAGGAAAAUAUUAAAUUAGGUAAAGAUGGAAAACCAAUUAGAAUUAUUGCAAUUGAUGUUGGUAUGAAAUAUAAUCAAAUUAGAUGUUUUGUUAGAAGAGGUGUUGAAGUAUUAGUUGUUCCAUGGGAUUAUGAUUUUACAAAUGAAAAAUAUGACGGAUUAUUUAUUUCAAAUGGUCCAGGUGAUCCAGCAGUUAUGAAUAAAACAGUUGAAGUAUUGAAAAAAGUUUUAGAAGAAGCUAAAACUCCUGUAUUUGGUAUAUGUUUAGGUCAUCAAUUAUUAGCAAGAGCUACUGGUGCUUCAACUUUGAAAUUAAAAUUUGGUAAUCGUGGUCAUAAUAUUCCUUGUACUUCAACAAUUUCAGGUAGAUGUUAUAUAACUUCACAAAAUCAUGGUUAUGCUGUUGAUACUACUACUUUAACUAAUGGUUGGAAAGAAUUAUUUGUUAAUGCAAAUGAUGGUUCAAAUGAAGGUAUUUAUCAUGAAACUUUACCAUUUUUUUCAGUACAAUUUCAUCCAGAAUCAACUCCUGGUCCAAGAGAUACUGAAUUUUUAUUUGAUGUUUUUAUUAAUUCAGUUAUUGAUCAUAAUAAAACUGGUAUUUAUAAACAAGUUGAAUUUCCAGGUGGUAAAAUUGAAGAUAAUUUAAAACUUCAUCCAAAAGAAGAUGUUAAAAAAGUUUUGGUUUUAGGUUCUGGUGGUUUAUCUAUUGGCCAAGCUGGUGAAUUUGAUUAUUCUGGUUCUCAAGCUAUAAAAGCUUUAAAAGAAGAAGGAAUUUAUACUGUUUUAAUUAAUCCAAAUAUUGCAACUAUUCAAACUUCAAAGGGAUUAGCUGAUAAAGUUUAUUUUUUACCUGUAAAUCCAGAAUUUGUUAGAAAAGUUAUUAAACAUGAACGUCCAGAUGGUAUUUAUUGUACUUUUGGUGGUCAAACAGCUUUAAGUGUUGGUAUUGCUUUAAAAGAUGAAUUUGAAUCAUUAGGUGUUAAAGUUUUAGGUACUCCAAUUGAUACAGUUAUAACUACUGAAGAUAGAGAAUUAUUUGCUAGUGCAAUGUCUGAAAUUGGUGAAAAAUGUGCAAGAUCAGAAGCUUGUAGUAAUGUUAAAGAAGCUAUUGAUGCUGCAAAUGCUAUAGGAUAUCCAUUAAUUGUUAGAGCAGCCUUUGCAUUAGGUGGUUUAGGUUCUGGAUUUGCUGAUAAUGAAGAAGAAUUAGUUGCAUUAUGUAAUAAAGCAUUUGCAACAUCACCUCAAGUUUUAGUUGAAAGAUCAAUGAAAGGUUGGAAAGAAGUUGAAUAUGAAGUUGUUAGAGAUGCAUUUGAUAAUUGUAUUACUGUUUGUAAUAUGGAAAAUUUUGAUCCUUUAGGUAUUCAUACUGGAGAUUCUAUUGUUGUUGCACCAUCGCAAACUUUAUCAGAUGAAGAUUAUAAUAUGUUAAGAACUACUGCAGUUAAUGUUAUUAGACAUUUAGGAGUUGUUGGUGAAUGUAAUAUUCAAUAUGCUUUAAAUCCUUUUUCAAAAGAAUAUUGUAUUAUUGAAGUCAAUGCAAGAUUAUCACGUUCUUCUGCUUUAGCUUCAAAAGCAACUGGUUAUCCAUUAGCUUAUACAGCAGCAAAAUUAGGUUUAAAUAUUCCAUUAAAUAAAGUUCAAAAUAAUGUAACUAAAUCAACUUGUGCAUGUUUUGAACCAUCAUUAGAUUAUGUUGUUGUUAAAAUUCCAAGAUGGGAUUUAAAAAAAUUCACAAGAGUUUCAUCAUUAUUAUCAUCAUCAAUGAAAUCAGUUGGUGAAGUUAUGUCAAUUGGUAGAACAUUUGAAGAAGCUAUUCAAAAAGCAAUUAGAUCAACAGAUUAUCAUAAUUUAGGAUUUAAUAAAACUGCUGCAUUAAUGUCUAUUGAUAUAGAUCAAGAAUUACAAACUCCAUCUGAUCAACGUUUAUUUGCUAUUGCUAAUGCAUUAUCUGAUGGUUAUUCAGUUGAUAAAGUUUGGAAAUUAACAAAUAUUGAUAAAUGGUUUUUAAAUAAAUUAGAUGGAUUAAUUAAAUUUGGUGAUAAAAUUACAAGUUAUGGUAAAAAAGAAAAUUUACCUGUAUCAAUAAUUAGACAAGCAAAACAAUUAGGUUUUGAAGAUAGACAAAUUGCUAAAUUUGUUGACAGUAAUGAAGUUGCAAUUAGAAGAUUAAGAAAAGAUGCUGGUAUUAUUCCAUUUGUUAAACAAAUUGAUACUGUUGCAGCAGAAUUCCCAGCUUUUACAAAUUAUUUAUAUGUUACUUAUAAUGCUGAUUCUUCUGAUGUUUCAUUUGAUGAUAAUGGUGUAAUUGUUUUAGGUUCAGGUGUUUAUAGAAUUGGUUCAUCAGUUGAAUUUGAUUGGUGUGCUGUUAGAGCAAUUAGAACAUUACGUGAAAAUAAAAUUAAAACAGUUAUGAUUAAUUAUAAUCCAGAGACUGUUUCAACUGAUUAUGAUGAAGCUGAUAGAUUAUAUUUUGAAACUAUUAAUUUAGAAAGAGUUUUAGAUAUUUAUGAUUUAGAACAAUCAGCAGGUGUUAUUAUUUCAAUGGGUGGUCAAACUUCAAAUAAUAUUGCAUUACCAUUAUAUAGACAAAAUGUAAAAAUUUUAGGUACUUCACCAGAAAUGAUUGAUUCAGCUGAAAAUAGAUAUAAAUUUUCAAGAAUGUUAGAUAAAAUUGGUGUUGAUCAACCUGCAUGGAAAGAAUUAACUUCAAUUGAUGAAGCUGAAGAAUUUGCUGAAAAAGUUGGUUAUCCUGUAUUAGUACGUCCAUCAUAUGUUUUAUCUGGUGCUGCUAUGAAUACUGUAUAUUCAAAAGAUGAUUUAGCUUCAUAUUUAACUCAAGCUGUUGAUGUUUCACCUGAUUAUCCAGUUGUUAUUACUAAAUAUAUUGAAAAUGCUAAAGAAAUUGAAAUGGAUGCAGUUGCAAAAGAUGGUAAAAUGAUUAUGCAUGUUGUUUCUGAACAUGUUGAAAAUGCAGGUGUUCAUUCAGGUGAUGCUACUUUAAUUGUUCCACCACAAGAUUUAGAUCCAGAAACUGUUAGAAGAAUUGUUGAAGCUACUGCUAAAAUUGGUAAAGCUUUAGAUAUUACUGGUCCUUAUAAUAUUCAAUUUAUUGCAAAACAUAAUGAUAUUAAAGUUAUUGAAUGUAAUGUUAGAGCUUCAAGAUCUUGUCCAUUUGUUUCAAAAGUCGUUGGAGUUGAUUUAGUUGAAUUAGCUACAAAAGCUAUAAUGGAUUUACCAAUUAUACCAUAUCCAGGUGAAAGAUUACCAGAUGAUUAUUGUGCAGUUAAAGUUCCUCAAUUUUCAUUUUCAAGAUUAGCUGGUGCUGAUCCUGUUUUAGGUGUUGAAAUGGCUUCAACUGGUGAAGUUGCAACUUUUGGUAAAAAUAAAUAUGAAGCUUAUUUGAAAUCAUUAUUAUCAACUGGUUUCAAAUUACCUAAAAAAAAUAUUUUAUUUUCAAUUGGUUCAUAUAAAGAAAAACAAGAAUUAUUACCAAGUAUUGCUAAAUUAAGUGAAUUAGGUUAUAAAAUUUUUGCUACUGCAGGUACUGCUGAUUUUAUUAAAGAACAUGAUAUUCCAGUUCAUUAUUUAGAAGUAUUAAGUAAAGAAGAAGAUCAAAAAUCAGAAUAUUCAUUAACUCAACAUUUAGCAAACAAUUUAAUAGAUUUAUAUGUCAAUUUACCAUCAUCAAAUAGAUUCCGUCGUCCAGCUUCAUAUAUGUCAAAAGGUUAUGAAUCUCGUCGUAUGGCUGUUGAUUAUGCAAUUCCUUUAGUUACAAAUGUUAAAAAUGCUAAAUUAUUAGUUGAAGCUAUUGCAAGAAAUAUUUCAUUAGAAGUUUCAAAUAGAGAUGCUCAAACUUCUCAUGGUACUUCAAUUGUUCCAGGUUUAAUAAAUAUUACAUCAUUUGCUACUUCAUUAAAUGAUUUUGAAAAAACUACUAAGGAAUCAUUAGCUUCUGGUUUCACAUUUAAUGCAUUUUUACCACAUACACAACAUGGAGUUGCAGUAACUGAUUACAGAUCAUUAAUUGAUACCAUUGAUCAAGCUGGUGCUGUUGCUUUCACUGAUUAUUCAGUUUCAAUUGCUGCUACUGAAACCAAUUCACAAAGUGUUGCUGAUUCAGCUGAAAAUGCUGGUGCUUUAUUUAUUCCAUUCAAUGAUAUUGAUGGUUCUAAAAUUUCUAUAGUUAGUGCACAAUUUGCAGCUUGGCCAACAAAUAAACCAAUUAUAACAGAUGCCAAAACUACUGAUUUAGCUUCAAUUUUAUUACUAGCUUCAUUAUAUAAUAGAUCAAUUCAUAUAACAGGAGUAUCGUCAAAAGAAGAUUUAGAUUUAAUACUUAUGGCAAAAAACAAGUCAUUAAAUGUUACUUUAGAUGUUUCAGUAUUAUCAUUAUUUAUUUCAAAAGAUGAAUUAAAUUAUCCAUUUAUACCAAGUAAAAAUGAUCAAGAUUAUUUAUGGCAAAAUUUAAAAGAUAUUGAUUGUUUUUCAAUUGGUGUUUUACCAUAUUUAAUUGCUAAAGCUACUAAAGAACCAAUUACACCAGGUUUGGGAGUUAGUGAAACUAUUCCUUUAUUAUUAUCAGCUGUUAAAAAGGGUAAAUUAACAUUAGAUGAUAUUGUUGAUAAAUUACAUGAUAAACCUUCAAAAAUUUUCAAUAUUCCAAAACAAGAUGCACAAGUUGUUAUUGAUUUAGAUAGAUUUUCAGAAGUUAAACCAGUUUUCCCAGAUUUCAAUAAAUUAAAAUUAAGAGGAGCUAUUGAAAGAGUUUCAUUCCAUGGUGAAACAGUUGUAUUAGAUGGUUCAGUAUUAGCUGAUUCUGCAUUAGGUAAAAAUGAAGUUACUUCAAGAUCAAGAUUUAAUUCAAUUACAUCAGUACCUCAAUCUCCAAUCUUAGGAAAUCAAAAAAGAGUAUCAUUUUCAAAUUUACGUCGUCCAUCAUUUGUUAAAGAUCAAAAUGAACCACAACCUGCAGAAUUUGAAAAAUUAGGUUCAGAAUUAGUAUCACAACCUGUUGCUGGUUCAUUAGGAGAAAUUGCUGCAUUAAGUGAUUAUAUUAGAAAAAAUAAUACAUUUUUAAGAAACAAUAUUUUAUCAGUUAAAGAUAUUACAAGAUCAGAUUUACAUUCAUUAUUUACAGUUGCUCAAGAAAUGAGAUUAGCAGUUGAAAGACAAGGAGUUUUAGAUAUUUUAAAAGGUAGAGUUUUAGCAACAAUGUUUUAUGAACCAUCAACAAGAACUUCUGCUUCAUUUGAUGCUGCUAUGCAAAGAUUAGGUGGUAGAGUUGUUGCAAUUGAUUCUCAUUCUUCAUCAAUUAAAAAAGGUGAAACAUUACAAGAUACAAUUAGAACUUUAUCAUGUUAUGCUGAUGCAGUUGUUUUAAGACAUCCAAAAGAAGAAAGUGCUGAUAUUGCUGCUAAAUAUUCACCAGUACCAAUUAUUAAUGCUGGUAAUGGAUCAAAAGAACAUCCAACUCAAGCUUUAUUAGAUUUAUUUACAAUUAGAGAAGAAUUAGGUACUGUUAAUGGUAUAACUGUUACUUUUAUGGGUGAUUUGAAAUAUGGUAGACCAGUACACUCAUUAUGUCAUUUAUUAAAACAUUAUCAUGUUAGAGUUCAAUUAGUUGCUCCAAAAGAAUUAGAAAUUCCAAAAGAAAUUAAAGAUUUAUUAGUUAAAAAUAAUAUGUUGGUUACUGAAUCAGAAGUUUUAACUAAAGAUAUAUUAGCAAGAUCAGAUGUAUUAUAUUGUACAAGAGUUCAAGAAGAAAGAUUUGAAGAUAAAGAUCAAUAUCAUAGAUUAAAAGAUACUUAUAUUGUUGAUAAUAAAAUUUUAGGAGAUGCUAAACAACAUAUGUGUGUCAUGCAUCCAUUACCAAGAACUAACGAGAUAAGAGAAGAAGUUGAUUUUGAUCAAAGAGCUGCUUAUUUCAGACAAAUGAAACAUGGUUUAUUUAUAAGAAUGGCUCUUUUAGCUAUGGUAAUUGGUGUUGACUUUUAA